AUGACAUGGCGACAUCUUCAAACAGUGAACUUAGAGAACAACAAUUUCAUUGGGAUCUUAAACAUAUCCAUAGGAUCCUUUCCUUGGUUGGAAACAUUGAACCUUCGCAAUAAUAAUCUUUUUGGAAACUUUCCUACCUUUUUAAAGAACACGAGCAACUUAGUUUCCUUGGAUUUAGGAAUGAAUCAAUUUUCAGAAAGGAUUCCAUCAUGGGUUGGACAAAGGUUGUCAAAUUUGAGGAUUCUUGUUCUUAGAUCGAACAAAUUCUGUGGUCCAAUUCCACGUCAACUUUGUGGCAUGAGUGUUUUACAAAUUUUGGACCUUGCACAAAAUGAAUUGACAGGACAAAUACCAAAAUGUGUCAAGCAUUUGAGUGCUAUGUUGGUGAUUAAUAGUAGUUUAGAGUCAUCCAUUUCUUUUCCAGACAUGUAUGCCGAUUCACUAUUGAUAGUUGAAGAGCUAGUAUUGAAAGGAAGAGUUUAUGUUUACAGCACCAUCCUUGGUCUUAUCAUCAGCAUGGACUUUUCAUGUAAUGAAUUAUCUGGAGUGAUACUGACAGAAAUCACAGCACUUAAGGGACUCCAUUUUUUGAACCUUUCAAAUAACCUUUUUAUUGGCCAAAUUCCUCAAAACAUUGGCAAUAUGAAAUCAUUGGAGUCUAUGGAUUUUUCAAGAAAUCAUCUUUCAGGUGAAAUCCCGUCGAGCAUGUCUGAAUUAAGCUUUCUAAGCUUCCUAGAUUUGUCUUACAAUAAUUUGAAGGGGAAAAUUCCAACAGGGACCCAAUUGCAAAGCUUUGAAGCAUCAAAUUUUGCUGGCAAUGAUUUGUGUGGUCCUCCGCUCACCAUCAAUUGUACAUCAAACGGCUCUAAUGGCAAACACCAAGAAGUUGACCAUGUGAAUGGAAUUAAUUGGUUCUUUGUGAGCAUGGCAUUUGGAUUUAUUGUGGGAUUUUGGGCUGUGGUGGGUCCUUUGCCCUUUAGUAGGUCGUGGAGUGCAACCUUUGAGGCUCAGUGCAUUCCGAGUGAGCGAGAGGCCUUGCUUAAGCUGAAGCAUCAUCUCUCAGAUCCUUCAAACAAGCUUGCUUCUUGGUCUCCCUAUGGAAUUAAUUGUUGCAACUGGGAGUUCGUUGUUUGCAGCAACAUCACAGGCCACAUUCUUGAGCUUCACCUCACAACUCCUUCAGAGUUAUAUGAGACAUCAAAGUUUGGUGGUGAGUUACAUUCUUCUGUGCUUGAUUUGAAGCAUUUGAAUUACCUAGACUUGAGUGGUAAUGAUUUUGGUGAUAUGCAAAUUCCUGCUUUUCUUGGUUCAAUGGCUAGCUUGACAUAUCUUAACCUGUCUCAUGCUUGGUUUGUUGGAAGCAUCCCUCUUCAUUUAUGGAAUCUUUCCAAUUUGAUCUAUCUUGACCUGGGAGGCAAUUUUUUUGAAGGAAGUAUUCCUCAUCAAAUUGGAAGUCUCUUCAAUUUAAUCUAUCUUAACCUUGGAAAUAAUUAUGAUCCCAAUGGAAGCAUUCCUCAUCAAAUUGGAAAUCUCUCCAAUUUGCUCCAUCUUGGCCUUGGAUAUAAUGAUUUCAGCGGAAGCAUUCCUCAAGAAAUUAGAAACCUCUCGAAUCUAAACUAUCUUCAACUCCAAGGUUCUCUACAAUCUUCCAUGGAUAGAGAUGUAUUCUCAACAUCUAUUGAAAAUCUUCACUGGCUUUCUGCUCUAUCUUCUCUCCAAUAUCUCGAGCUCAUUCAGAUUGGUCUUUUCAAAAAUCUUAUUGAUCUUGGUCUUUAUUACAACUCCAUUCAAGGUCCUAUACAUGGCUCAUUAGGAAAUCUUGCAUCUCUAAAGUACCUUUAUCUAGGUAAUAAUGCCAUUAAAGGAGAACUUCCUAGCUCUUUAGGAAAUCUUACAUCCUUGAUGUAUCUUUCUCUUAGGGACAAUGCUAUUCAUGGUGCAUUUCCUAGCUGGUUGGGAAAUUUAACAUCAUUAGUGCUCCUUGAUCUCACAAACAAUCAAAUCGAUGGAAAUCCUUUUGAAAUUCUAGGAUCACUCUCUAAACUGAAUGACCUUCAUUUGGCACAAAAUCUCUUUCAAGGAGUUCUCAAAGAAACCCACCUUGUUAAUUUUACCCAAUUGCAAACAUUCUCAGCGUCAAAAAAUCAAUUCACUUUACAAGUAUGCCCUAAUUGGAGUCCUCCUUUUCAACUCUUACGGAGUUUACGUUUGGCCUCUUGGAAUUUAGGUCCCCACUUUCCUACAUGGAUUCAAUCACUAAACCAUCUUUAUAUUUUGGACAUCUCGGACACAAAGAUUUUUGAUUCUCCUCCAACUUCGUUUUGGGACACAAUAGGCAAUAAUGUUCCGUAUUUGAAUCUCUCUCACAAUCAAAUUGAAGGAGAGCUUUCGAAUAUGUGGAUAAACACAACUUGGCCCUUUGCUGUUUUUGAUCUAAGCUCAAAUAAAUUGCAUGGCCAAUUACCUUAUACACCACAAAAUCUAAUGUACAUAGACCUUUCAAGCAAUUGGUUUUCAGGAUCGAUUGCUCAUUUCUUGUUGAACUUAGAGAACAACUAUUUCACUGGGAUCUUAAACAUAUCCAUAGGAUCCUUCCCAUUUUUGGCAACGUUGAACCUUCGCAAUAAUAAUCUUUCUGGAAACUUUCCUACUUUUUUGAAGAACACGAGCAACUUUGUUUCCUUGGAUUUAGGAAUGAAUCAAUUUUCAGGAAGGAUUCCAUCAUGGGUUGGACAAAGGUCGCAUUUGGAUUUAUUAUGGGAUUUUGGGCUGUGGUGGGUCCUUUGCUCUUUAGUAGGUCGUGGAGGUAUGCUUAUUUCAAAUUCAUCAAUAACAUGUGGUACAAAUUGCAAUCUUGUUGGUACUGGUGAGAAAGCUAAGGCAAACUUGGACUUGGAAAGUUGGUGUCUUCAGAAGAUCAGCGGUCAACUCUGCUGCCUUCUGGUGCUUGAAGCUUCUUCACCACCUCUUCAUUAUUCUUUCCUUUUCUCUUGUAGCCUGCACUCUGAACUCUUAGCUAGACGUCGUGUCCUCCUCGGUGGUGGCCUUAGAAAGAAAGAGAUGAAGGAAGAUGAAAGUGCAACCUUUAAGGCUCAAUGCAUUCCAAGUGAGCGAGAGGCCUUACUUAAGCUAAAGCAUCAUCUCUCAGAUCCUUCAAACAGGCUUCCCUCUUGGUCUCCCUAUGGAAUUAAUUGUUGCAACUGGGAGUUCGUUGUUUGCAACAACAUCACAGGCCACAUUCUUGAGCUUCACCUCACAACUCCACCUCCUUUCCUGUAUGAGACAUCAAGAUUUGGUGGUGAGUUACAUUCUUCUGUGCUUGAUUUGAAGGAUUUGAAUUACCUAGACUUGAGUGGCAAUGAUUCUGGAUAG
This is a messenger RNA of Prosopis cineraria, 3372 nucleotides long. RefSeq names its product receptor-like protein EIX2. Bases 1 to 3372 code for a protein of 1123 amino acids. The transcript has 7 exons. Gene Ontology annotation, molecular function: protein binding. NCBI's taxonomy places the organism in Eukaryota, Viridiplantae, Streptophyta, Magnoliopsida, Fabales, Fabaceae. The record is from RefSeq and is a predicted model, not a curated record.